Molecule: messenger RNA, 822 nt
Organism: Trichomonas vaginalis G3
Lineage: Eukaryota; Parabasalia; Trichomonadida; Trichomonadidae
Exons: 1
Coding region: 1-822 (273 amino acids)
Source: RefSeq, a predicted model, not a curated record
AUGGAGAGAGCAGAGUUUGUUUUCCAGAUCUUUUUUGAUACAAUGGAACUUAAUAAUAGAAUAGAGGCAGAUUUCAUUAUUAUGUAUAGAUUAUUUAUGCUUCCAGCAGUGGAAGUUUUUCGUUCAAGAUCUCCUCCUGGAACUGUAAAUAUAUCAGAAGGUAAGAGAAUGAUGCUGAAAAUCCCACAAGCUGAAAUCAUUGAAGCAUGCCCCAUAGAAAUAACAGUACGAGCACCUCGUCCAGGUCAUACUUCUGUUCGUUUAGCACAAGAUAGAAUUAAACUUAGCGCCCAAUUUGAAAAGGCACUUCAAAAUCCAAACAGAUACGUGCAAGCACAAUAUAUUGGUAAUUUCAAGGGAAAACGCGAUGAUGAUUUUGGCUCAAUCAAUUUCACAGUAAGUGUUUGCUAUACAUCAGCAUCAAUGAGAGACUAUCAAGGUCCACCAUUAUUUAUGACUCAAGGAUCUAAUUUUAACGAAAAGAAUGCAAACACUAAAACAAAAUCUAGAUUGACUUCGAUGAAUUCAAAGAGAAGCCCAUUAAUUCCUGAAAUACCCGAAACAAGAACACGAUCUAUCUUCUACUUCGAUAAAAAAGAUUUACUUGAAGAAAAUCGUAUAUUAGCUGAAGAAAUAGAGCAUUUAACUAACUUAGUUCAAAGACUUCAUGAUGUUGUAGAUCAAUACGAAGUUCCAAAGAAGGCUCAAACAGCAAGAUCUCAACAAAAACGACAGAAGACUCAGUACAAUACUACAGGAGGCAGAACUGACUUUAUCUAUCAUCCUCCAGGCAUUAAUAAGUCAAGAGGAGACUUUAGAUGA